ACCAAGCGACACACACGAUCGCAGGAAACCUAGGACGAGUAGUAUUUUUUAAGUGUGGUCUGAUUUGUAAUAUUCAAAAUAAUUUAACGAUGCAAGGUUACGUGAAAGCGGUGGCGAAGGUGACUCUGGAUAUAUUGUGCAUUGUGCUGGCCUUCCUGCCAUUCCUGGUGCUGUACCUGGCACGCGUGGAGCCGGCGGAGCGAGGGUUCUUCUGCGACGACGAGAGCAUCGCCUUCCCCUACCGUGACAGCACCGUGAGCGAGGGGCUGCUGUUCGGCCUGGGGUUCGGGAUUACAGUGGCCAGCGUGGUGCUGGGCGAGGUGCUUGUGAGCUGCUCCUACCGGGUGCUGCCUCCUCACCGCGGCUCCUCACCGCUGCCCGGAGGUAUCGUCAAUGCUCUCUACGUGCGGCUCGCAGCCUUCCUCAUGGGAGCCGCCGCCAGCCAGAGCCUCACCGAGAUAGCCAAGGUGAGCAUUGGGCGGCUACGCCCUCACUUCCUGACCGUGUGCAGGCCCGACCCGGUGCUCACCAACUGCUCAAGUGAGCUCAUCAGCCUGGACAUGUGCUCAGGAGAGCGUGAGCUCAUCUUGGAGGCCAGGAAGUCGUUCUACUCCGGCCACGCUUCAUUCGCUAUGUACACCAUGGCCUUCCUUGCUCUGUACCUCCACUCGCGCCUGCGCGCCGCGAGCCUCCGGCUGCUGCGCGCGUUGCUUCAGCUGUCGGUAGUACUGCUCGCCCUCUGGGUGGGCUACUCGCGAGUCUCCGACUACAAGCACCACUGGAGCGACGUCCUCGCUGGACUCGUCCAGGGCGCCGUCGUUGCCGCCGUCGCCGUAAUUCACCUGGCCGAUUUGCCUUGGGGGGACGAUGAGGAGGAGCCCCCCAAGAAUCCUCACGAAGACUUGACCAGCGUGCAGAGCGUACACCAGUACACGAACACAUACAAGAUGUAGCACACGUACUUAUACGUGCAUAUACAUACACACACAUGCUAUAACACGCAUAGAAAGAUAUCCCCAUUUUCGCAGACUUUACAGACUUUUGGGGCAAGUGCUGUUAGCACAUACAGAUAGUCCCCGACUUACGAUGGAGAUGCGUUACGACGACCCCAUCGUAAGUCGGGGACUACCUGUACAUACCAACAGGAUAAGAUGGAGGACAUGCAUGCAUACAUACAUAUACACAUGUAAAUUCAGUAUAUACAUAUACACAUGUACAUUCAGUAUAUACAUA
Messenger RNA from Petromyzon marinus (sea lamprey), 1233 nucleotides. Its product is annotated as phospholipid phosphatase 1-like. Gene Ontology annotation, molecular function: phosphatidate phosphatase activity. Gene Ontology annotation, cellular component: plasma membrane. Gene Ontology annotation, biological process: signal transduction; phospholipid metabolic process; phospholipid dephosphorylation. The record is from RefSeq and is a predicted model, not a curated record. NCBI's taxonomy places the organism in Eukaryota, Metazoa, Chordata, Hyperoartia, Petromyzontiformes, Petromyzontidae.